AUGCUGAACACUGCUGGCACUGUGGGUUUCAAUCCAGAUGAUAUCAAAAAUAGGCUGGUUGAUUUUUUUAAAGAAAAGCACACUCGCACGCUCCUAGAGAUUGUUCUUGCGUUUGAUGGGUAUAGCUAUAAACAUCAAAUCGAACCAAUUCUCAGAGAGAUUGCGGAUUUCAACCAUACUACACAAACAUGGACAUUUACACCACUCACACUACAGAGUAGUCCGUUAUCAACAAGUUCGUCAUCAUCGAAUACUCUCAAACAUUCACUCGUUUCUGACCAACCAGAAGGUUCAAACAUCAAGAAACUACGAAACAAUCCAGAGAGCGAUGAUGAAGAAGAGCUGGAUGAUUCUGAUGACGAAGAAAACAAUGAUGACUAUAAGAAUGGUGUUGAUGAAGAGCAAGAAGAAACUGAUGAAAACGACAACAGUGAUGAUGAAAAUGAUGAAGAGGUGCCACCCGAUGAAGUAGAAGAAAUUGAUGAAGACAACAACAUUGCAAUGAUGAAUUAUGUUAUUUCAAAUCCUUCCUAUCAAUCUUGCAAGCAUCAUCAACCCUGUUAUGAUACAAAUGAUGAUAAUGAUGGACAAUUGAAGACAUGA
Molecule: messenger RNA, 603 nt
Organism: Naegleria lovaniensis
Lineage: Eukaryota; Heterolobosea; Eutetramitea; Acrasida; Naegleriidae
Exons: 1
Coding region: 1-603 (200 amino acids)
Source: RefSeq, a predicted model, not a curated record